AUCCUAAGUCAUUUUUAACUUGGCUGUUCAUUUAUUUGCCCUACUCUACAUUCUGUAAUGGAUUUUUACAUAGCCAUUCUUGGACUGACAUUGCCAUCAAUGAUGAGAUUCGUGUCGGGGGGAGAAAUGUGUAACUAUCCCCCAGAUUUAGCCAUCAGAAACCUGACUGCUGAAAGGUUUCUGGUUGGUACAGAACUAACAUACAACUGUGAUCCAGACCACUUUGCUGGCAUUACGAACUAUCUGACCUACAUGUGUGAUAAUUCUAAUGGAAAUAAUAGGUGGAUAUCAGAGUUUUGCUAUUGCCGCAGGUCUGACGGCACAACCACAAAUACAGAGAUCGGAAAUGAUUCAUCUCACUGUGAAGUCUCAAAUAAUAUGAAUGAAACUAUACCAACAGGAGAUUACUGUGGUCCACCACCAACUGUAAAGAAUGCAAAACUAGACUAUUCUGAGUCAACAUUUCCAGUAGGCCAAGAAUUUAAUUACAUCUUUGAAUGUGAUGGUCAUGACAAAAACACAAGCCAUGGAGUUCUACAGUGUCAGGAUGCCAGUGUGUGGAUAAAAUUAUCUGAUGGAUGUAUCAACAAAACGUUCAAGUCAGCUCCUUGGCCUUACAAUAUAGGGAUUAACUGCACCGAGAGGAAUAACAAUCGUUCUGUAAAAUGUGAUGGGUCACAUGAAGCAGAAGUCACACCAUGUGCAGGUGUAUAUGCCAUUUGUGUUAAUGUUGCUGUUGGCGCCAUUACGGCUAUCAUGGUGAUAUUUGCAAUCUUCAAGAUAGCACAAUGGAGGAUAAAAUCCACUGGGAAAGGCAAAUUCUUGCAGAGGACUACUGUGUCUACAGAAAAAGAAGAGGAGAUGAAUGUUGUCCAUGUUCCUCUAAACGGAUAGCAAUAGAGAUGUUGAGCUGUUUGAUAUCAGAUGAAGCUGAAACUAUAUUUUCACCUCAUCGCGUGUUCCCUCACUUUUCAUCUGCGUUAAUGGAAUGAAGAAGUGAAUGUUUUAAACCUUGCAUUC
Molecule: messenger RNA, 1020 nt
Organism: Bufo bufo (common toad)
Lineage: Eukaryota; Metazoa; Chordata; Amphibia; Anura; Bufonidae
Exons: 7
Coding region: 58-894 (278 amino acids)
Source: RefSeq, a predicted model, not a curated record